AUGAAUGCCUUUGGAGGUCGAUCGCGCUCCACAGCAGGAUGGUUUUUUGCUGGCCUCGACUCAUCAUUCCCCGAUCUCGGAUCCGAUGAGAGCAACCUAUCAGAUCUCCGUUUCUGUGGCACAGAUCUCAAGUCUGGUUGCAAGGUGUUCCAAGUGCGGAAGUCGGAUCCCUCGCGGAGUACAGAGGUGCUCUUGGCACCAGAUGUCCUAAACUACGACGAGCUCGAAGGCGAUUUGAAGGAUCAGGUCUUAGUUUUCAAAUUUAAGGGGAAGUUUCACGCCGUCGACCAUAAAUGCCCACAUUCUUCAUAUCCGCUCUCACAUGGCACACCGUUCGAUAUCGAAGACUUUGGAAUUGUUUUGAGCGCAGGGUUGACUUGUCCGAAGCAUGGAUGGUCGUUUGAUUUAUUCUCCGGCAUGGCAGACCGCGCGCGAUAUAAGCUGGGUAUCUGGGAGGUCCAGUUGCGCGAUACAGCAUCAAUAGGUUCAAUACCAAUAGGAGAUUCUCUUGCAGACACAGAGAGCAUAGACAAAGAAGUGUGGGUUAGGAGAAAGCAGAGAAUAGGAUAA
This is a messenger RNA of Colletotrichum phormii, 570 nucleotides long. RefSeq names its product Rieske domain-containing protein. The coding region runs from base 1 to 570 and encodes 189 amino acids. NCBI's taxonomy places the organism in Eukaryota, Fungi, Ascomycota, Sordariomycetes, Glomerellales, Glomerellaceae. Gene Ontology annotation, molecular function: 2 iron, 2 sulfur cluster binding. The transcript is spliced from 2 exons. The record is from RefSeq and is a predicted model, not a curated record.